Messenger RNA from Rhizophagus irregularis DAOM 181602=DAOM 197198, 1121 nucleotides. NCBI's taxonomy places the organism in Eukaryota, Fungi, Glomeromycota, Glomeromycetes, Glomerales, Glomeraceae. The record is from RefSeq and is a predicted model, not a curated record.
ACCAGAUUUAUUAUUUAAAUCUGAUAAAUUCAUCAAUUUAAAAGCACCUUUAUUGGAAUUACUUUUAAAAAGAGAUGAUUUGUCAUUGGAUGAAAUUAUUAUAUGGAAUAGCUUGAUCAAGUGGUGCUUCUCCCAGCAUCCUACUAUUCAACAAGAUGUUAAUAAAUGGAAUAAGGAAGAAAUUGUAAUUAUGGAAAGAACCAUUCAUAGAUUUAUUCCGUUGAUAAGAUUCUAUCAUAUCCCCUCAGCAGAUUUUGUUACUAAAGUAUAUCCUUUUAAAGAAAUAUUACCAAAAGAUUUAAUUAAUAAUAUACUUGUAUUUCACAUGGCGCCAGAUGAGAAAUUGAAUGUGGAUGUACAAUCUCCCAGGAAACCAAAAUGUGUCUAUGAUUCUGUUAUCAUUAGUGACAAGCAUUUUGCAAUUUUUUCUAGUUGGAUUGAAAAUAAAAAUGAGUCUUAUUACAAUGUAAAUAAUAUUCCUUAUAAAUUCAAUUUACUUUAUCGUGCUAGUAGGGAUGGUAAUACAAUUGCGACAUUUCAUGCCAAAUGUGAUAAUAAAGGAGCUACUAUAGUUAUAGUAAAGAUUACAAAUUCGGAGCAAAUAGUUGGAGGAUACAAUCCUCUUUAUUGGGAUUCAAGUAACGGAUGGAAGCCUACAAGUGAUAGCUUUAUAUUCUCAUUUGCAAAUAAAGAUAACCUCCAAAGUGCAAAAUUAGGAUAUAGUAAUUAUGGUGAUCCGUAUUCUGUAUUUGGUGGGAAUGUUAACUAUGGUCCGUUGUUUGGUGGUGGACAUGACUUAGGUUUUAGUAACAAUAGAUGGUAUAGGAGUUGUAGCAGUUCUUAUCCCGAUGUAGGUAUACCGUUAAACAAUUUUCAAACGGAUGAUUAUGAAGUUUUUCAAGUUGUUAAGAAAUAAUCAAAUUUGUGUAUUCACGGCAUAUAGAUUUUAUGAUUUAUGAAUAACUAAAUGGGUUGAUUACACACUAAAAACGCUAAGCGUCAAGUGACUUCUUAUUAUCAGAAGAAUGAUUAAUUUAUAAUUAAAUUAGAAUUUUCAAUAUGAACACAUUAUGAAUUUGUAUUUAUUUACUAUUGAACUCGUUUCUUUGUAUAUUCAUAUA